Molecule: messenger RNA, 1752 nt
Organism: Trachymyrmex cornetzi
Lineage: Eukaryota; Metazoa; Arthropoda; Insecta; Hymenoptera; Formicidae
Exons: 4
Coding region: 502-1686 (394 amino acids)
Source: RefSeq, a predicted model, not a curated record
GCUUUAGCCGCGUAUCUUGAGAGGUCGUUAGCGUACAAGAUUGCCUGUUCUGAAUCUGAGAAGUAAAUAAUCUCGCUAAAAUCGACGGUUCCAUAUCACACCAAGUCAAGUUACACCAAGUGACCAAGUGCACCAGAUUCCACAGUGACAGCAGGUGACAAUCUACCACACAAUAUCGUGCGCGUGACGAAAUACACGUCUUAUGAUGAUCUCAUCGUGCCGUUGUACUACGAAUAAUACGUCCUCUUUGAAAUUCAUCUACGCCGAGUCAACUCUAACCGGUACACAGAAACGUCUACCACGUUUUCGCGAUCACAAACACUCCUUCAGCAUUACAAAUUGUCCCUCGACAGAACGUGACUUAGCCUUUACGCUCGCUUAUCUUUCUUUACCGUUUUUUGCCGAUCACGCUGUGACGUUUCGCGAAAUUUGCUCUCGUUUCGCAAUACACAAGGUUCGAAACGCGAAUCCACUAAUUGUGGAAGAUGUGAACCGCGCAGAAUGGAGCAGGAUGCAAAAGAAACGAAUCUAUUAGAACAGCACACGAAGGUAGAAGAAUGGUUGACAGAGAAAAAUGUAGGCAGACAGCAGGAAAUUCAACACUCAGUUGUAUUCUACAAGCAUAGUGCUAAUAACAUGGUGUCAGCAGAAAAUUCAAACAAAUUACAAAUGAAUGCGGCAUGGUUAAAAGACACCGCUACUAGGGAUACAAAUCUUACAUCCCAAUUCAUCCCACAUUCUGGAGCUGGACUUGUAGAAACUUAUCUAUUAAUAAGAGAUACACUGAAUUUACAAACAAUAGAUGAGUCACAAGAGCCACUGUCAGUUAGUAAUAAGGAUUUCGCAGAAAGUUCAGUUAAGUUUAAGCAGAGAAAGAAUACAAAACCAUUGAAGGAACAUAAAGAAUCUAUGAAACGUCUAAAGCAACCUGAAAACUGGAAAGUAAACUUGAAGAAAAAUGCUAGAUUAAAAGGGGAAGAAUACAUUGGGGUCGGAGGCAAAAUAGUGCCAGCUAAAAAGAUGGGACAUCCCUGCGUUUGUCGAAUGCAUUGUGCGGAGAAGAUAGACGAGAACGAACGCGAAGAAUUGCACAAAGCCUUUUGGAGGAUCUAUACGUGGCAACAGCGAAAGCAAUAUAUCGCCAAAUCUGUCAAAGAAUCUCCGAAACAACGUACUCGAUUGCGCAACAAUGUUCAGCCACAGCGUUCUUCGAGAUGCCGGCAGGUGACCUUCACGUACUCUCUCUUAUCGAAGGGUGAAUUCAUCACUGUGUGCAAGUCAAUGUUUCUUAGCACGUUUGCAGUAUCUGAAAAAUUCGUGCGACAUGUGAUGGAGAAGAAACGAAUGUCACCAAGUGGUAUCAUCGAACCGGACCAAAGAGGUAGGCACACGCCAAAAACUAAGAAAAGUGAGGACAUAAAAGAGCGAGUGCGCGAACAUAUUAGAUCUUUUCCAUCCGAGAAAUCGACAGAUCCGAAGGAUUGUAGUGGUAAAUGUUAUUUGGAUGCAAAUCUAAACAUAGCCACAAUGCAUAAAUCCUAUGUGUUAAUGUGCAAACAAACAGAUGUACCUGAAAGUGAUAUAGUGAAGGAAAGUUAUUAUAGAGAAAUGUUUAAGACAGAAUUCAAUCUCGGUUUUAAACGUGUGCAAGCUAAGGAAGAGAAACUGAUGUCGAACGUUAGUUGAGAUAAAGAGUGCAAGAAAUGAAUUUGUUGAAUAUAGAAAAAUAUUUCACAUUGGUGCCUAAUGAUU